CCUUGAACAAAGAGACUCAAGGUCGUGCGGGAAGAUUUGACUUCGACUUCCUCCGUGUCGAUGGAGUACCUACAGAAAUAUAUGGAAGAUUUAGAACACUUACCACCUCAUUUGCGACAAGAAUUUGAAAUUAUGCGUGAUCUUGAUCAAAAAGUCCAGGAUAUCAUUCGUCAAACACAACAACGCACAACCUAUCUAUUUGAACAUGCAUAUGAAAUGUCCAAAGAGGAACGCAAAGCACAAAUUGAACAAAUACAAAGUUUAUUUAAAAAAGGCAAAGAAAUUAGUAACGAUAAGGUGUCCAGAGCUGAAAGUGCUUAUGAACUAGUUGACAAACAAAUACGUCGACUAGAUGCAGAUAUGUUUGAAUUCAAAAAGGCAUUAGCUGAAAAAGAGUCUAAGAAAGUGAAAAAAUCUCGAACAAAACAAGAACAAGAGCCGGUUAUUUCUCCUAAAAUCCCAGCUACUGCUGCAUUGGCAUUGGCAUUGACGAAUAAUCCUAGAGAAGUAUUAGAUAUGCCAGUUGAUCCAAAUGAACCUACCUAUUGUAUAUGUCAACAAGUAUCCUAUGGCGAAAUGGUUGCGUGUGAUAAUCGUGAUUGUGCAAUUGAAUGGUUCCAUUUCGAGUGUGUUGGUUUAGUGAAUAAACCACGUGGACAAUGGUAUUGUCCUCAGUGUAUAGCUCAAGGAUUUCCUUUGAAAAAAGAUGACUAGUAAAGCCAUUACAGACAACUUUAAUUGUCUGACUUCUUUGUUCUUGUAUUUUACGAUGCUUGUUGUAUCUCAUCAACAAUAUCUUCCUCUUUUAUUUCUUUUCGCAUUAUGUAAUUUGCACUGUGUAAAUAGAUGAAUAUUCCAGCGUGUCAUUUUUCUCCUGUAUAUAGAUAUACUUGUUAAUACUUCAUCAUUUGCAUACUUCCAUGUGAAUAUUUGGUUGUUCAGCAUGUCAACACCCACUAGAAAGACUAAAAAGCGACACUCCAGCAUAAAUGCUCCAUUCAAAUCUCCAUUAAAAAGGAUCAAUGAAAGUAACAGUUUCACCGAUCCUACUAUUAACAAUCAAAACAAUGAAAUUAAUGAACAACCAGAUGUUAUUAGAAGUCAAUUAAACCUAAAUGAUACUAAUAAACAAACUAGUUCAUUCCACACUGAGCUGCAACACCUCGGGAAAGAGAAUAUUCACAUUGCUAAAGUUAUCAUUGAUGAUGUCAACGACAACGAGGACAACGACGACUUGGAUGACAACAGUAAAAUAGAAAAUUGUAUUAACAAACUGUUAUCAAAGCGACCAAAUCAAAGUUAUAUUGAUUUAGAGUUGGAGUUAGCUAAGUGUCGUAAUCGUUUACAUGCUUACAAUGAGGCCAAAGAUUCAUGUGUAAUACUAUUUGGUCUGUUAGCAAACAAUCGAGGUUGUCUGGUCCGAGAAUUGUAUUCUGAAUUCGAUUUGAAUCUGGACGACUAGAGACUAUUAGUUUUCGUUGUUUUUAUUUUGCUGUCUUUUUUGUUAAGAUGAAGCGUAUACCAAAUCAGAAAGCCGAUUUGUAUUGUUUCACCUUGCUUGUACAUAAAUUGUUUCAGAGAUUGAGUUUAAAAUUUAUGACAGCUCUAUUAAUAUGAUUAUUGUUAUUAUUAAUUCUAAUGUUGUACACACGGUCAUGACUUUUUAUCUUGUGUUAAAAAUAGAAACUUUUGAGGUUUGAACGUAUUAGUUUGCUAAACCAUGCUAAUAUAUUUUUAAAAACUCAUUUUCAGUGUUUAUAGUUGAAAUUUACAGACAAAAUGAGUGUUCCUAAAGUGAUCGACACCGGAUCACUGAUGAAUAGUUAUACUGAUCAUAAAUAUUCCCAAUUUAUAUUGUGAUAGUUGGUAAACCAUUUAUUUUUGUCCAGUUGUUCUAGACUAAUUCUAUCCAAAAUUCUCUGAGCAGCUUACUGCUAGUUGUCAUCUUAAUUCUUACGUCUCAUGAUGUUCAUUAUGACUUUUCAUUUUCUUCUGAUUCCUCUUAUCCGGGUAUUCUGUCGUCAACUUUGAUUGCACUAACUACAUAGUCCGGUUAGGUCAUUAGUUACUUGGUUAUUCAAACGUAACGUAGAACCUAGCAAAUGCAUAUACCAGUACAGGUUGUCGUACCUCUUCGCACAGCAGAAUAAAAUUGUCAGAACGAAUUCCAGAUUAAUAAAGGUAGUGACAAUAUUAGUCGUGGUAAAAAAUCAGGUAUAGAAAAUAUGGAUUCCAUUCAUUACUCAUCGCCUGUUUCCCUCGUGGAGAUACAUAGGCCACCCACCAGUAUUCUCCAUUCAACUGUGUUUUGGCCUAUCCUUUUCAGUCUGCUUCCAAUCCCCGGCGCAAUCUGUUCUUUGGUUUUUCUCUUCCGUUUUUCUUCAGAAUUCCAAGUUAGCACCUACCUCGUGCUGCAGUUUGUCGAUUUCCGUAAUGUGCGCCUUUUCCGCACAUUGGAUAUCUUUAGUAGACAAAUUUUUAUAAAUACUUGUACCUUCUUGAUGGUGGUUGUAGUAGUUCUUCGAGUUUCAGCUCCAUACCGCAGAAUUGUCUUGAUGUUCGUAUUGAAGAUUUUAUUUUGAUAUUGGUUGACAGCUUUUUUUGAGUUACAUAUGUCCUUCAACUGUAGAAAUACUGUCCUUGUUUUGUCAAUCCUCGCCUUUACGUUUGCACAAGAUCCUCCACGUUCACCGACGAUGCUACCCAGAUACUUUCUACCUCUCCCAGAGUUUCUCCAUCAAGUGUGAUUGGUUUGGUUUUCUCCGUGUUGAAUUUUAUGAUCUUGCUUUUUCCCUUGUGUGUGUUGUGGCCUGCUGAUACAGAGGUUGCUGUUACACUAUUUGUCAUCAUCUACGCUUGUUCGUGUGUAUGGGAUCGCAGGGCCAGGUCAUCUGCGAAGUCCUAAUCUUCUAAUUGAUUCCGAGCUGUCCAUUGUAUUUCGUGCUUCUCGUCAGAUGUGAAGGUCUUCGUAGUCCAGUCAAUCACCAGAAGAAGGAAGGGAGUAAGCAGCGUUUUCCGACUUUGGUCCUCACUUAAAAUGCGUCUGUCAGCUGUCCUCCAUGCAUCACUUUGCAGUGUAGUCCGCCAUAUGGUGUUGACGAUCUACUUACGUACACCAUAGUCUCGAAGGAGGUUCCGUUAGGUUCUAUCCACACUGUCGAAUGCAUUCUCAUAGUCAAGGAAGUUGAUGUAUAGUGACGAGUCCCAUUCCAUUGAUUGUUCAGCAAUGAUCCAUAGUGUCGCAAUUAAUAUACGGAUUGGUAGCACAAAAAGUUUUAGAAAACCAAGUAUCCGCGUCAUUGUGGUCGAUUUUGAGUUGUCACCAACGGUCUCUAAACAUUGGUUAUGAUAAUCAUGUGGACCGAAACCAGAUGGUCUGCACAUACUCAAUAAUCAGUUUUCAUGGAGUGCUGUCACAUCCUGAUUUGGCAGCUUCUAGCCUACCCCAACAUCGCGCGUCUAGUUGGUCAGUGGGUGGGCAUAUGUAAUACAUUUCCAAAGUGAUGUAAGUUGGCAAAAGCCAACUGAGAUUUAUGAAUUCGUCCUACGAUAUUGUCAGGCACCAGGGUUAGUGAGACCUCCAAGAUAAGUAGUGACUGACAUACUUAACUACUUCACUGCUUAUUCUUAGUUUAGGCGUUGAUGCAGAACAGUUCUGAGUCUAAAAAUCGCUUGAACUGUUGCGUAAAGUGGUUAGGAGACUACAUUUUUAGUCUUUGCCAAAUAGAACCAUAUCAUCUGCAUUUUCUAAGUUAACAAGUGAGUCUCCUGGUGGAAGGUCGAUUCUUGAUAGGUCAGACAGCGAGUGUUAUCUCUAGAAGAAUAUUCAGUAGUGUUUGAGUAGAAAGCUUGUACAAGAUUGAUACGCUUGUAAUGAAACACUCACAAAACUUUUCGAUCUCCAAAGAUAAGUGCCGCCUUAAUUCCGAGAAAUAUAAUGGUCAGUAUGUAUGUCCUCCAGAACCUGAUGAAGGGAGAAUAUUUAGUCUGCAUAUUCAUGAGUGGGUCUUAAACCAGCUUGGUUUUCUCGGGUUCGCUCUUCAUAAGCACUAGCUAUGUGUUGGAUGAUUGUUGAGAUUAACAUUUUGGACAGUUACCUAAACUGAUUCAUAUGAAGUUAUCACAAGAGGGCUUAUGGACUGAAAUGAUCAGAGAUCGAGACCAGUCAGGUUUUAGUGUGCUCAGUUCCCAGACUCUAGCUACUAUCUCAGCCAAUUUAGCAACUAAGACUGAAUCACUUUUUGGAAAUCUCAGCUGUUACGCUCCUUUGUUUUAGACUAGCUGUGGCACUUUCUACUUCUUAAGAGUCGGGGGCCUAUGCUGACAUCUGAUUUUGGCUGUUUGGUAAAAGUCGGCAACUUAUGGGUGGCAAUCAAUAUGUUCUUCAGUGUUCUGUCCACCGUUCCAGUCUCUUGGGCUGCGAGUGAAUCAUUAUCCCAUCCUUUUUAAAAAUAGUUUCACCAACUUUCAGAUUUCAAAUGCCAACUGGAGCAAAAAGAAUAGCAGAGACGGUGGCGAUAGGCUACAGUAGACAAAUUUACUGCCUUUCACAGUUACACUGUAGUGCGACUCUGGAAAUUUCCUUUAAUUGUGCUUUGUUCAUUGAAAUCAAAGAUAUGCAAAUCGGUUAUACGUCUAAUUUUAUUCUUGUAUGAGGGAUAUAUGACCAGGAUCUUAUUCAUUUAAGAACCGAGAGUACUGAACUGAUAAUCAUAUCCAUCAACAAUGACGGCGGAAAACGCUGCAAGAGAAGGAAACAUGAGACAAUCGUAUGAUACAACAAAGACACUCGUUGGAAAUUAUUGUAAACCAGAACGACCAAUGAAAAGCAAGGAAGGCAAAGUAACCACGAACAUUGAAGAACAGCGAAACCAUUGGGUAAAGCACAUGAAAGAACUCUUGAGUCGAUUAGCCCCACUGAACACACCCAACAUCGAAGCAGCACCCACGGACCUCCCAAUCGAUGUUGGUCCAUCAACAAUUGAAGCGAUCAGCAUGGCCAUCAGUCAAUCAGUAACAACGUAGAACUUCGUAUGUACGUACAUCAGUUCGAGUUGCCAUACCACAUUAGCACAUAAAUACAAUUGUCGAUUCAAAUCCCAUAGUAUUAGAGGUAGUAAAAGUAUAAGCAGUAAUCGGAAAGAUUAGGGUUUGAAGAUGUUAUUCAAGGAGUAUAAUCCAGUGAAAUAGAUUUAGAAAGAGAAAAAAGGGACAUGAAUAAUCCAGAUUAAAACUUGGAAGAAUGCAAGGAGUGGAUGCACCUGAGCCAUUUCAAACGAGAUUUGUAACCAUCGAUUGCUAUCGUCUCACGGAUCCCAACUAGGUAGUCUACAAAUACAAACAUGGCUCAGUACACUUGUCAGUCAGUGACUUCAUGGAUUUGUGCCACGUUUUUGUCUGGCCACCCUUAGCUUUCUUCCAACCUGCUCCUAUACCACUGAACAUCGCACGUCGAGGCAGUCGGUCGUUGGGCAUACGUAACACGUGUCCAAGCCAUCUCAACUGAUGAAGUUUCACUACGUCAUCAAUUGAUUUACCAUCCUUACCUAGUACCCGUUUCCUAACAACUGCAUUACUUACUCGGUGGUCACAGGAUAUACUAGCAAUGCUUCGAAGACACCUAUGAUCGAAUACUAGUAACCUACGAAUAUCCUCUACUCUUACCGGCCAUGUUUCACUGGCAUAAAGAAGGACGGAACGAACUGCUGUGCAGUAAACCCAUCCUUUGGUUGGUAGACGGAUAUCUCGCGUACGCCAUAAAUGACGCAAGUUGGCGAAAGCUAGUCUAGCCUUCUGUAUCCGCGCUGAGAUUUCGCCACACACCAGACCACAAGGGCUGAUGAGACUUCCAAGAUAAGUGAAGCAGUCGACACGCUCAACUACUUAACUCCCUAACCUUAGUUUGGGUGUCGGUGCAACCCAAUCCUGAAGUAACAUUUUGCAUUUCGAGGGUAAGAAUCUCAUCCAGAACACGCUUGCAAUGUUGCCUAGGGUGAUUAGAAGACUGAGAAUUUAGUCAGCGUCUUCACCAAAUAGAACUAUGUCAUCGGCAUAUUCUAAGUCAACAAGUGAAUCGCCCAAUAGAAGUUCAAUCCCUGAAAAUUUAGAUGAGGAAAGUGUCACCUCUAAAAACAUGUCUACGAUAAAGUUAAACAAGAAUGGAGAGAGUGGUACAAUGAGGCACCAAAUACAUAUGCGCCACACAAAUCAUAUGAGAUUUGUGUAAGGGCUGUGAUACCGUAUGGGUGCCCAAACCGAAGCAGGUGGCUUUCUUAGGGGGCCACACCCCGAACCUUUGACCUAAAGGUCUAAUCCACAAGGCAGUGGAGCAUCGUAAGGAGAUGCAGUCCCAUGGUAACUGGUGACCAACAAUAGGUUUUUACACCAUUUGCUGUCUUAGGAUUCUGGAACCCAUGCACAUCACUGGUUUAGAAUCAGGUUGUUCCAACUCCCCCAGGUGGAUCCUCCGUACACACCGACCCGGUCAAAGCGCCGGACGCCCGCCUUUCAUUCUCUCAACUUUCUAAAAUACACCCCCGCAACGAGCAGAUAGUGAGUAGUCCUUCCCUGGCAGUGGUUUUAAGCACGUGGCCACUUGAGAGCAUUCCGAGAGGGAGAGCUGACUCUCUCCCCACUCUCGAUUGUACCAGGGCAUUUGGGGGCUUCCUAGUCUGAACCAUAUUGGUAGAUGCAGACUACUUGGUUGGGGUACGCGUAACUAUCGUAUCCAAUGGUUAGAGACUCGGAGUGACAUAGCUCAGAGUCGAUCGCAAUGGCGUAGGUGUAUACACUCUCUGUCUUCCCUUAAACUUAGAGAUUAAACUUACUUUAUACCUUUCUUUCUACGAACCAAUUCUUUCUUCUUGUACUAUGUCCUUAUACACAAUCUUUCUUUUAUACAUUACUACCAUUGAGGUGACUGCUUCUAUGAAUUUGGUGUUCAUC
Messenger RNA from Schistosoma haematobium, 6945 nucleotides. RefSeq names its product Inhibitor of growth protein 5 (gene ING5). NCBI's taxonomy places the organism in Eukaryota, Metazoa, Platyhelminthes, Trematoda, Strigeidida, Schistosomatidae. Gene Ontology annotation, biological process: regulation of DNA-templated transcription. The record is from RefSeq and is a predicted model, not a curated record. The transcript is spliced from 5 exons. Bases 61 to 714 code for a protein of 217 amino acids.